Messenger RNA from Didymosphaeria variabile, 2097 nucleotides. RefSeq lists its product as uncharacterized. The record is from RefSeq and is a predicted model, not a curated record. NCBI's taxonomy places the organism in Eukaryota, Fungi, Ascomycota, Dothideomycetes, Pleosporales, Didymosphaeriaceae. The transcript has a single exon. The coding region runs from base 1 to 2097 and encodes 698 amino acids.
AUGGCCACCGUACCAGUAGGUACACAGUUGUACCAUGGAACAUCAAAGAAAGAGGAAGUAAAGGGCAUGGAGUGGCUGGCCUUUGAGCCAGAGCAUGCGCUUGUGUUUGCGAGACCGAGAGGUCCACCUCGAGGCAAGCGCCCAGGUCAGGGUGACGAGGACGACCAUGAGAAGGAACGGCAAGAACUACGAGGCCGGAGGGCAGCUGAGAAUGAGGACGACUGUGAAAUGAGGCCCGAUCCGUGGUCAAGACAGGGUCACGCCCAUAUGCCUGCACCGCCUGAAAUUCAAGGUCCUCUGCAUCAUCCACCGCCUGGACACCCCCACGGCCCAGACAACAACUCCCCUCCCACCGGGCCACCACGAGGACCGCCGCCGCAUCACGACUCGCACCCGCCACCUCCACCUCCUCCGCACCAUGGCGAGCAAUCCACCGCACCUCCGCCAGUACACGACGACGAACGUCAACGCCUACUGACAGAUGACGAGCCACCACAAAACCCUCCCAGCCGUGGAAAAGGUUACCUCCAUACCUACAUCCCAACGCGCCCCUUGCGCCUCCUCUAUGUCGAUGGCCUUUCAGCAGGCAAGACCUCAAACGGCACCCUAGACUCGCAGGACAUCCUACUCCUGAACAUGACCGCACCGCCCGGCUCCCCUAUGGGCGGUGAAAUCGCCCGCGCGCGUAGACUGUGUCAUCUUGCCUCCACGCUAUGGGAUAAGAAGAUCGACGGCGUCCUGCGCAUGGAAGCUGGGUUUGAGAUUAUCCUUUGCGAGUUUGAGGGCACGGUCAAGAGGAAGAGCGUCGUGGUGUAUGAUGGAGAGAGGGAUGAGAGUCCUGGAGGGCCUCCUGGAGGGAAAAGGGGAAGAGGUGUGAUGGGUGGGUGGAGGUAUAUCAAAGCUGUCAGCGAGCGGUUUCAUGGGAUUGGCGGGAACAGAGUGACGCUGGACUACGAGAGGUUCGUAAGCGUGUUUGCGUAUGAUGAUCAGGAAGAGGAGGGGAUGGGCCUGUGGGACAACGAUGUUGUGAGCGACACGCCGCAUCCAAGACUUAUUAAUGCAUUACCGGAGCAGUUAGAAAAGGUCCGGGACGCAGUCACUAGGAUGGUUCUUGAGAAGAGCUGGGAAGAAGAGGGAAGAGACUGGCAGGCCGUCGCAGACAUGGUGGUUAAGAGAUAUGGCGAGGCGAUACAUUAUCUGCAUACCGAUGCUUCCGUCCGUCGCAGCAAAGAGGCCUUCGCCACCUACCUAUCUGCGCUACUACGGCCCUUUGUAUCUCCCUCAGCGCGCAACGCUACCCUCGAAACUGAGCGUUGCGUCGCUCAGGUCAUUCCGCCAUUCCCGCUCCCUCCGCACAAAUCCGCAUCGCUCGCACACACGACGCUCCAUACCGUCACAGCCCACAUCUGCAGCACGCUCAUUAAUGCGCUCGACGCAUCAACACUGACACUCUCGCGCUCUCUUGCAGCCACAUCUAGCCCGCCUUAUCACGCGCUUGACCUCAUCGAUGGGCUGGUUAUCCGUUUACAGUGGACGAUGUGGAAGGAGUGCGGUUCGUGUGCCGACGAUGAAGUUUGCUUCAUUCCGAUCUGGCCAAUGGGCAGUUUAGAGAACCAUAAGAACCCGCAGUGUGUUAAGGAAGAUGGCGUAGGAAUGGGCUAUUGGGGUGGUCGAGGGGGACCGCCGCCGGGAGAGGGCCGCCCUGGAGAAGGUCGUCCGGUACAUGAUGAUCCUACGCAUGCACGCCCGGGACCUGAGGGACCGAAGCUGAGAAAGCAUCAAGGUACGGAAGGAUCGGGUCGCCCAUCUUCAGCUCAUGGUGGCCGAAAGCAUGACGAUUGGGAGCAUGACGGCUGGGAGAAAAAGGGCAGGCAUGGCGACAGACCAUGGCACGGUGGUCGAAAAAAAGUUGAACAUUGUACUCCGCGGAAGCAUGGUGUUCCUUUGAACCACGCUCCCGACCGCUUUCACGGCGGCUGGGACCGAGGAGCAUGGAGCCUGUUCAGAGGAAGUCUCAUGCAGGUGGUAGAGUGGUUCGGUUCAGAACCGCACAACGUUGAAGUGAAGGUGAACUUUGUAGAUACCCAUACUCGGUAG